Messenger RNA from Fundulus heteroclitus (mummichog), 2746 nucleotides. RefSeq names its product transmembrane protein 43. The transcript is spliced from 13 exons. Bases 158 to 1369 code for a protein of 403 amino acids. The record is from RefSeq and is a predicted model, not a curated record. Gene Ontology annotation, biological process: nuclear membrane organization. Gene Ontology annotation, cellular component: nuclear inner membrane. Lineage: Eukaryota; Metazoa; Chordata; Actinopteri; Cyprinodontiformes; Fundulidae.
UUGAUUAGGUCACCCCGGGAUCGCCGUCGUCUGUGCAGUUGUGCUGGUGAUCGGCGAGCGGCCUGGGCGGCUCGGCAGUACCUGUUAUAUCUCUCUGUGACACCGCCUUUCCUGGGCGGCUGUCGGGACACUCCGGGAGUUCACCAAAGUCUUAGAAAUGUCUACAGGACAGAAAUGUUCAGGACCCGACCCUGACCAGCACAGACGUGUGUCUGUUAAGUCUGAACCUGGAUUUCUGGAGCGUCUGGGUGCGACAGCAGGAGGAACAGUCGUCGGUGUCGGGUUGUUUUUUCUCUCCAUCUAUAUUCUCUUCACUAAUGAGGGGCGAGCUCUGCAAACAGCCACUUCUCUGGAUGAAGGUCUCUCUCAGGUCAUAUCGCUGGGGCCUUAUUCCAGCCUCGACCUGCAGAACAAUGACCGUUUAGUUCAUCUGUCGGCGCAGCUGCGUACUCUGGAGCCCCUCCAUGACCCCAACUACCGGGUGGUGGUUCAGGCUGUGAAGCUCAGAAGGGAGGUGGAGAUGUAUCAGUGGGUGGAGCACCAUGAAAGCAGGGACUAUAAAGAGAACGGGGAAACCAAAACGGAGACGACCUACACCUACAACACGGAGUGGAAAUCAGAGGUGGUAAACAGUCGUAACUUCGAUAAGGAACUCGGCCACCAGAACCCAAGCGCCAUGCCCGUUGAGAGCGUGACGGUGGUCGCCCAUGAAGUCCGAGUGGGACCUUUCAUUCUGUCCAAAGGCCUGGUGGAGCAGAUCAAUGACUUUAAGACUCUGAGCCUGGGGGGCUUCACAGCCCUCAAUCUGGACCCUUUCCUCUCCGUUCACGACGAUUACUUCUAUCACACUCAGUUCCCGCUCCGACCCCAGGUCGGGGAUGUUCGUGUGAGGUUCUCCUUUGCUGGACUGAGUGGUGAGAACACUCGCCUCGGCCCGCCAGUAACUGUGAGCAUUGUAGCCAUGCAGAGAGGAGAAAAACUGCUGCCCUUUAAAACCAAGUCUGGAGACUUUCUGGAAAUCAUCUAUCUGGAGGAGCUGACUGCAGAGGAAGUGUUUGACAAGGAGCACCAGCACAACAGAAUGAAGACGUGGGGGCUACGGGCGGCCGGCUGGGCCCUCAUGUUCAUCAGUAUUCAGCUGACCACACGCAUCCUCUACACACUGGUGGAUUGGGUGCCUCUCCUCAGGGAUCUGGUGUCCGUCGGCCUGAAGAUCUUCGCCCUGUGCCUCUCCUGCUCGCUGUCGCUGCUCGUCGUCGGCGUGGGUUGGCUCUUCUACAGACCGCUGGUGGCGGUCGCUCUCGGAGCCCUCGCCCUGCUUCCCGUGUUUCUGGCGCGUUCGGGUCUUCCUCCAAAGAAGAACGAAUGACUAUCGGAGUGAGGAUUUUGACGCGUUUUGAGCGUGGCCUCACCCGUGCAAGCAGAGGUUUCAGACGAUGUUGUACGGCUGCUUUCCCCGCAAUGAGCCCCAAGCUGCACUCCAACCAUCUUCAUGUUUCCGCCCAAAGAAUCUCCUAGACACCGAUGGGAGUUUCUGUUGCCUUCGCCUGUGGUUGCCGUGGCCUUUCAGAGUUUAACGAAGCAUUAAAGCACUUCAAUCGGCCAAAUGAGACACUCAGUACUUUUUAUUUUUGGUGUAAAUAAAACUCUUCAGGCAGGCGUUGCCUCGGGUGGAGGUGGCUUCAUAUUUCUGUAAUUCAUGCGCACAUGCGAGAGCAAACCUGAAAGAAAUACUACAGGUUUCUUUAGCCAUUUUUUAUGGUCAAAUUUAAUACUAAUUCCAGACUAAAACUGGCUAAUUUCAGUCCAUUUUGGCCAUUAUUUAAAUAGCAUUUCUGCUAAUAUCUCUAUUAAUGUCAGACAAAGCCUGCCUAAACCGCAAACUGCGGAUGGAUGAAUGGACUAAUAGAUGAAUUGGAUUGACUGAUGGAUAAUGGAUGAAUAAAUUGACAGACAGGUGGGAUGAACAGAUGUAUGGACAGAAGAAUGAAUGCAUGCAUUCAUGCAAAUUGCUUUUUGAAUAGAUGGAUGAAUAAACAGAUGCACUGAUGAAAGUGUGAAUCGAGGGACUGACAGAUGGAUGGGCGUGGCAUGAAAUCCAGAUCUGGUGGUACUACAUAUAUUUUCCUUACAUAUCCAGACCUGGAAAAAAAACUUAAAAUCCCAGAUUCCUCCUAACUGAAUCAGUAACCCUAUAAAGUGUGUUUUUUGCUGUUACCGCUAGGCUUUAGGAGGAUUCAGUGUGUGUUGCUGUUCAACUGCAUCAUACAGAUAAUCUGCAGAAACUCGCUGUUUACACUCAGGCCACACUCAAUAAGUUUAAUUGCUUUCAGGUAUGGGAUUACAUUUAGUUUUAUUGAUGCAUUUAUGGAAGUAGGUCAAACAAUGCAGCCCGGGUAUCUUGUAAAGAUGCAGAAUAAUUUAUUUUUUUUACUUUUCUUAAAAAAUAAAAUAGAUGGUAGACAGUUUUCUAUUUUUAAAACUCAUACAACAGAGGGUUCUUCAAAUGAAAAGCUUUAUCUAUUAUCAUUCUUGGUAACUUUAUUUGUGUUUUUCUUGCGGAGGUUUGACAAUCAGGGAAUAAAUUGGGCCUAAAAGUAAACCUGUCUAUACUGCAUCUGUUUACUGUAUACCUCAUUCAUUACAAACAUGGCUAAGGGUGGGGUGAUGGCUGAAUGUAAAUGAUGCAUGAAAUGUUUUCACCUGUGAACGUUGCAUGUUGAAUAAAUCACCUUUUGACGUCUGA